GACACGCAGAGCUGCUAUGAUUAGGGCUGCGCUGAGGGAAGGAAGGGAAGGUCAAGGGGGCUUUUACGCACAGUUGGUGCCUUCUUGUUGACCAGGAGCUGCUGUUAGUUUGUCUGUUGCUCUGUGGUUCCUGGACCAGUGGCUUUGACUUGAAUACCAGAGGAAGAAUGAGAUAUUAUUUGGCCUCCAGGGAGUGAGCGGAGUGCGUAAAAGGUCCUUGGAGUUAGUUGGGCAUGGCUCUGGAGAGCGCGUCACUCCUGGUGUUGCUGAUGGCAGCUCAAGUCCUGCCAUCAGUGUCCGGCUGCAACAGGGCUUUCUACGAGAGGAUGAUCAAUGAUUUGUGCUUAGCUAAGUUCAAAUUCGACAUGGGAGGGAUGGAUCGAGGCCUGUGGUGCAGCUGGCCGGACACCACGGAGGCCUACGAGGGGCUGACAAACUGCACCUACCAGGUGGCCUUGAGGGUGGACUGCUUCUGGCCGAACCAGAUAGUCGAUCGCUUCUUCAUGCAGAUUCACCGGAUCUACUUCCACGACUGCGCCCUGACCGGCCGGCUCCUCCACGACCCGCCGACCAGCAUCCUCGCCCCGUUCAUCGCGGUGCCGGUGCUGGUCACCUUGCUCAUGACUGCCCUUGUGGUGUGGAGGAGUAAACGCACAGAGGGGGUUUUAUAGCCAGGGAACGGCCUCUGGAUUCGGGCUCAAUGCUUGUAAAUACAUGUGGACUCUUGAGGGAAAUUUUUGGGGGAUUUUUGCAUAAUGUGUUAAAGGGCCAGGGUGUAGCAUUUAGGGGGAUUUAUUGGCAGAAAUUAAUAUCAAUAAGUAUGUUUUCUUCAGUGUAUAAUCACCUGAAAAUAAGAAUCGUUGUGUUUUCGCUAGCUUAGAAUGAGCCGUUUAUAUCUACAUACGGAGCGGGUCCUCUUCACGGAGUCCGCCAUGUUUCUACAGUAGCCCAGAACGGACAAACCAAACACUGGCUCUAGGCAGGACCAUUUGUGUUGUCUCAUUUUGGCGUCGACCACCUUAGUUCUCCUACACGCUUGGUACACAGGAGCUUCAGUUGGUUGCAAUUUGCAACCACACCAUUGGAUGGCACCAGAUCCUACACACUGCACCUUUAAGUUGAUGCACUUAUACUGUUUGUCUUGCAAUUGUAUUAUUCCCAUAUUAGUAUGAAUAUGAAUGUAUUGCAUGUCUUAUGAAAAACUGUUUGACUGCAGCAGACUUUAAUACAAUGAUAUGUAGGCUAAUAAAUGCUCUAUUUGGUAUAAAAAUAGAAUCUAUCAGUGGAUAACAUCACCCCCAUGAGAGUGUCAAAGUUUGGCAGGGGAACAUAAUAAAGGUCUUUGAGAUUCAGGGGAAUUGAAGGCCAUGCAUGUUAAUUACCAUCUGUUGUCAUGGCCCCAAACAAUCUGUGAGCAAAUAAAUAACAGUAGAGAGGAGGACACUCAGGGAGACACCGACA
Molecule: messenger RNA, 1461 nt
Organism: Sebastes umbrosus (honeycomb rockfish)
Lineage: Eukaryota; Metazoa; Chordata; Actinopteri; Perciformes; Sebastidae
Product: receptor activity-modifying protein 1-like
Exons: 3
Coding region: 234-671 (145 amino acids)
Biological process (GO): G protein-coupled receptor signaling pathway; regulation of G protein-coupled receptor signaling pathway; receptor internalization
Cellular component (GO): membrane; cell surface; signaling receptor complex
Molecular function (GO): coreceptor activity
Source: RefSeq, a predicted model, not a curated record